Molecule: messenger RNA, 1435 nt
Organism: Patiria miniata (bat star)
Lineage: Eukaryota; Metazoa; Echinodermata; Asteroidea; Valvatida; Asterinidae
Gene: fam183a
Product: protein FAM183B-like
Exons: 4
Coding region: 164-592 (142 amino acids)
Cellular component (GO): ciliary base
Source: RefSeq, a predicted model, not a curated record
AUACAACGUACAUGAUGUACAUGUACACCAAAGAUCCUGUAGUAGGGCUAGCGCCGCCGUACUGUUGGAGAACGUCAGUAUUUUUUGUGGUGCAGUCGCGCACGCAGUAGCUGAAAUUAUCGAGUUCGUUUAUCGAGACAAAGUUCACAUUUAGCAAGACAAAAUGGCCCAGGCUGCAGCGGCAGGACAGAAGACGAAAGAGAAAGAGCCAAUUAACAUCGUCCAUCAAAAUGCCAUCCUGUGUGAGACGAUAAAAAAGGAGAACAAAACUCAGAAGUUGUACACGAACUACAGCAUCAACCCGUUCAAGAAAAUGUACACGUUAACGGGGAAGCCCAACUCACUACACGACUCAGCUGACGGUGAAGAAGAUGAUCAUUUUCUCCGAAUCAUCAAGCGAUCUUACCAGGAGCCAGUGAAGAAGUUUGAAUUCCCACAGACCGAAGCCCAAGAAGUUGGCUGGUACUACACCCCACUGCUACCUCAGGACCGAGAGGACCGCAGACUACACUUCCCACGACAGAAUUCCGAGAUCACCAAAUACAUGGAUGCAGCGUGGAGACAGAAGGAACAACAGGAAAACUUGCAAUAACCCUUCCCCGGUCCCCAUACCUUCUCAUAUUUCAAAAUAAGAGAGCUGUUUCUCAAACUCUAUAUCUUAUUGGCUACAGUGUGUGGCUACAGUUUAUAAUUUCAUGUACACUGCGCAUGUGUUGCCCUUUUCAAAUGUGUCACUAUCUAAAGGACACAGUACAGUGAAAUCUCGAUAGGUCAAAACUCUGGGGAAUUGACUCAAAUUUUGGGUUAAGCAGAGUUUUGAGAUAUCCUAUGGAUUUUCUAUUCAACAAUUGACGGGAAUGAGUUUUUGCAUUGAGCUAGAAGGGUUUUUGAGUUAACAGGUUUUGACUUAUGGAAAUUUCACUGUACAUGUGUAUUUAGAUUUUUGGAGUGUCGACAUGCAAAGAGAAUGUGGCAUCGUUCUUCAGCUUGUGCAUGUGCACAGUUGCUAUGCGAGCGCGCAUUCAGUGCUCGCAUGAUCAAAAGGGUUUACAAAUAAGUGUUCACCUAAAAUAAAGAAUGCAUGGGACAUGCCUUUAAGAUGUAACAGAUCUUCACUGAUUUCCAGAUUAGUCAAUUGUCAUGUGAUGUACAUGUACAUUGUACAUACAUAUGCGUGAGGGUACAAAGAUGUCUGGUUUCACAUUAUUGGUGCAUUACACAUGUAUAAGCAGAGUUGCUCCACUAGUUUAUCUUUGAUUCCAAUGUAAAGCCAUCUUUUUUUGGCAAUUUUUAAUGAAUACAAGUUCUGGCUUGUCUGUAUGGAUAGCAUUUUCAUGUCAGUAUCUUGGAUUUAGAGCAGAGCAUGUAUACAGUUUUUAAAAUAUUUGUGUAUUUGUAAAGAUUUUGUAAAUAAAAAGGAGUAAAUUGGUUCAAA